AUGGCAGCCAUUGCAUCCUCUUCGCAAUCGAUCGACGUUGUCGAUGAAGAGCCAGAAAAGACGAAAUAUGAACCGAAGAAAUUGCAUACAAAUGAAGUUGCCUCUUUGUUCGAUUUGAAAAAUGAAUACCUUAAGAAGAAGAAUAACCUUAUUCGAACUACUCCGGGUGAAAUAUAUCGAGGUGGAAAGAGUAGCGUAUUAGCCGUGAAGAAGGAGGAAAAAACGUCAUUGAAAAAAGAAGCUAUAGAGCGAAAAAGGCGCAUCAACGAGUAUGAAGCAGCUCUACGGCGUGAAGAGGAGGAACGUCUCGCCCUUGCCGCAAAGAAGUUAAAGGAGAAGUCUGACCUUUAUGACAAGCUCGCUGAAGGUGGAAUAUCAUUGCAAACCAGCGAAGGUUUAGAUGUUGAGUUUUUGGUUGAUUUCAAUGCCAAAGUGAAAGAAAGGCAGGAGAUUAAACUGGCAACGAUAAACCAUCCUGUUCCUCAACCUUCGUCGUCUAUAUUGUCUGAACAGCCGGCUCAACCUAUCGAGCACUAUGCUCCUGAUGAAGAACGAAGAGAGUAUGGCCCGUCACAUAUGAAAUUCUCAUCGGAUGAGGAAAAGCGUCAAGCUGAAAUUAAGUCGCUCUAUGAUAUGACAGCGGAAACAGAAAAAAUGCGGGCUAAGAACAAAACUAUAGCGGAACAGAAAGCUCGUGCAAGAAGGGAGAAAAUCAACGCCUUGAGAAAGCGGAAGGGAUUGCCAGAGGAGCGAACACCUUCUCCGGAACCAGAGCCGGAUCAACCCGAAGUCAUGCUUGAGGAGAUCCCACUACCUGCUGACGAUACUGUAAAGAAAACCGAAAAGAAGCCUGUGCGAGAAUGGGAUCGUGGCAAGGGCUCAUACAAUACUUGGAUACUAAGGCAACGAGACGAACGCGACGAAGAAUUCGCUCCUCCUUCGUUCUAUUACAAUAAUUGA
Molecule: messenger RNA, 960 nt
Organism: Haemonchus placei
Lineage: Eukaryota; Metazoa; Nematoda; Chromadorea; Rhabditida; Trichostrongylidae
Source: the annotation of a GenBank genome assembly